Mucor mucedo is the source of this 5698-nucleotide messenger RNA. RefSeq names its product chitin synthase. Gene Ontology annotation, cellular component: myosin complex; cell periphery; cell septum. The record is from RefSeq and is a predicted model, not a curated record. The transcript has 3 exons. NCBI's taxonomy places the organism in Eukaryota, Fungi, Mucoromycota, Mucoromycetes, Mucorales, Mucoraceae. The coding region runs from base 43 to 5610 and encodes 1855 amino acids. Gene Ontology annotation, molecular function: chitin synthase activity; cytoskeletal motor activity; ATP binding.
CUUCAUUUUACAUGCUUAAUCGUUUACAUUUAAUCAAGCGGUAUGACUGGAUCAGGAAAAUCAACGACACAUCGACAUUUAAUCAAGGAACUACUUUAUUUAUCCACCCAUACACGCAAAGAAGAAAAAAUCCAAAAGCAAAUUAUAGGAGCCAAUACCAUAUUUGAAUCUUUUGGUAGUGCAUCCUGUCCACAAAACGAAGAUGCUUCCUGUCUAGGCCAAUUCCAAACACUUCAGUUUAGCGAGAGAGGGAGAAUCAUUGGGUGCUCAACAUUCAUCUUUCUACUUGAUAAGUAUAGAAUUUCUUCCAGACAUAUUCAACAAUACAACAUAUUUUAUCAAUUAUUAGCUGGAACUACACCUGAUGAAAAACAAGCACUUCAUAUCUCCCAUUCCAACUUCAAUUACUUGAAACACGUCAAUCAACGAAACGGACAACGUGAUUUAAUGGGUUUUAAUGAAAUUAAGGCCGUCUUGAAAAUGUGUGGAUUCAAAACAAAAACAGUAGCACAAAUGUGUCAAUUGUUGUCAGCCAUCCUUCAUUUGGGUAACGUGCAGUUUGUGGACGGAAACAAACAUCAUUUUGGUGGCGGUAACAGCAGCAGCAGCAACAGCAACAGCAAUAACCCUGAUGUUUCGAACCCCGCCACCGGUGGUGGUGGUACCGCUGCCUCGUCGCAAGAAUCCUGUCGCAUAAAAAACAAGGAGAUUUUGACUCUUGUUGCGGCUGCCUUGGGUGUAGCUACCUCCAAAUUAGAAACUACCUUGACUCAUAAAUCUAAAUUGAUUGGUAAUGAAUUUUGUACCGCAUUUUUGACCACGGAUACAGCUUCACAACAACGAGAUGCAUUGGCACAAACACUGUAUUCAGCACUUGUUUUAUGGAUCAUGAACGCAUUGAACCAAAAGUUGUCUGUGAAUAAUGAUAACAUAUCUAUGCGAUCUAUUAGCAUUUUAGAUACAACUGGUUUCCAGUUAAUGACAAACCGUUCAGCAGGUUCCUUUCACGACCUGUGUGUAAAUUACACUGGUGAGCAGUUACGGCACUACGUGUUUGAUCGCACUUUCAAUCCUGACUCACCCACUAACUUGGAGCGUCGACAAGAUGGUGUAUGGCCCCAAUUGGGCAUGAUUAGCAUUCCACCACCUUUAUCUCUUGCAUUCUAUCAUGGCACCAACAACAAUACAUUCGCACUUGUCCCAUUUAUGAAUCGAGAGUCCAAAAGAUUUGCCAGUUAUGCAUUGGAUGCGACCGACAGUAAUUUGCUCUCUGUUCUAUUUCAAAAAAAGAAAUCGACAAGUAAUAAUCCUAAUCACGACUACCGCGCCCUCAUUAACCCCUCCACUCCUUCUCACAGCUUUGCAAUUAGACACUAUGAUCACACCAAUAUUGAUUACUCUGUCGAUGGAUUCCUCGAGUCCAACCUGGAUUCUAUCUCGCCUGACUUUAUCCACUUGUUCAAGUAUAACUGUACCAACGCCUUUGUGCAUGACUUGUUCGACACCUCUGAAAAUUCUUUAGCGGGCUGGGUUACAGAGAUUCACCCUCGUGAUGAAAGAACAGUCAUUAAAGCGCAAUUACCUGCAUGGCCUAUCAACACGAAACCCGUCGUCCAAGAAGAAAAAAUCGAGCUAGAAGAAAAUACGACGGAGGAAGACAUCAUCAAGAAGAAACCUUCGUUUAGUUCGCUCAAGAAAUCAAAGCCUUCCUUGAUACAAACCGUACUGGAUCAAGUCGUCGUGGGUGUAGAUGCAUUAAAGGAGUUAUUGAACGGUAUGAGAAUAUCUGAAAUCAUACAUCUCUCUCCCAACGAUCAACAAAAGCCAGACGUUUUUGAUAUACCUCAUAUCUCUCAACAAUUGCAGGUUUUGAAAAUUACAGAGCUGGCUAAACAUGCUGUCAACUUUGAUGUCCUCUACUCGUACAGUCAACAUGAUUUUAUGGUACGUUAUAGACCAUUGAUGGAUGUGUAUCUGCCUUGCACCGAGAAUGAUGAACAGGGAGAGACCAAAAGUCGUAUUCUCGAAUGGAUCCAGGUUAUGCAAUGGUCUGAAAAGCAAGUUUGCUUUGGUCAGCAUGAUGUUUGGAUUGCUUUUGAUACUUGGCGAACCUUGGAAAAUCAAGUCAGAACCAUGGAAAAGGAGGCCAGACUCAGAGAGAAGGAACGAUUGGCGGCCAUUGAGGCUGAAAAAGAGGCAAUCCGACAAGCCGCCAUUGCCGCUGCACUUGAAGCUGAAGAAUAUGAGGCCGCGCAAAAAGCAGAGGCCGAAGCAGAGGCUGCUGCUCAAGCUGCUGAAAUUGCUGCCAUUGCCGCUGAUCGCUGGUCGAGUGAUAAAAAUCCGUUCGAUGAUGAUUGUCGAUCUGAUAUUUCCAACGAUGAUGACCGUACCGAGAUUGAAACUCAUUUCGAUAUCUCCGGUAAAAAAAGUGAAUGGGGCGAUGAUGAUGACAGCAAAGGUUUAUCAGAAGGAUUUGGGCCAAACUUGGAUAUGAGUAAAAUGAUGGAAGAUUAUAGUGUGCAUCCUGAAGAACAAGUAGAAGAAGUAAAUAUCACUCGUAUCCGUCAUUGGUGGUCUCGUUUUGUCUAUUUCGCAACCUGGUGGAUUCCUUCCGUCGCAUUAAAAUACGUUGGAAAAAUGAGCCGUGAAGAUGUUCAAAUGGCUUGGCGUGAAAAAGUCACCUUAUGUCUAUUAAUAUUCACAUUUUCUGCCAGUCUUAUCUUCUUUAUUGUGGGUUUAGGGCAAAUUAUAUGUCCUGGUACCAAAGACCUGUACUCUGCAGAAGACGUUACAAAUCAUCAAACUAUCAGUGAUUACUGGGUCACAGUUCGGGGUAAAGUAUACGACGUUAGUCAAUUUGUAGCCACCGAUCAUGGUACAACUGUCUAUAUGGCCGGUAAAUCAAAUCUGGAUCCUUUAGCAGGUCGUGAUUUAUCCUACACUUUCCCCCCACCACUAUCAUUUGCCUGUGCUGGUUUAGUGACAGAUCCUGCUGUUACUGUUACACCCAAUGAAACCAUCAUUUUAGGUCCAUUUGUUCAUUUUUCUGGCCCUCAGCAACCCGAAAAAAGUCUUGAAAAGUUACGAGAUCCAGAAUGGUUUACAAAGUAUUUUGGCCCCACCAUGAAUGGAUUUAAAAGAGGUGAUUUAGUGAUUCCUAUGAAACAGAUCAAGGAUGACUAUACAAGCUGGGGUAGACUCAUUGCUUCCAUUGAUGAGAAAGUGUACGAUUUAACAGACUAUAUGGCUUCAGCUCGUCGGUACCCUUCUGCAAGUAACGGGGUUCCCAACUAUCAUUAUCUUGACCAAAAAAUCGAGACUCUGUUUACAAAGUUUGGUGGUAAAGACGCUACAGCCGAGUGGAAGAAAUACAGUGCUACUAUGGAUGAAGCUACUCGCACCAGCAAUAAGGCAUGCUUAGAUAACGUAUUUUACAUUGGUCGUCUAGAUUAUCGAGAAUCUGUACGAUGUACGUUUGUAAAUUACUUGUUGUUGAGUUUUGCUGUCAUGAUGUCUUUGGUCAUUUUGGUGAAAUUUUUGGCUGCUUUGCAAUUCGGUAGUGCACCGACGCCUGAAGACCAUGACAAAUUUGUCAUUUGUCAAGUGCCUUGUUACACAGAAGAUGAAGAAUCGCUCAGAAAAACAAUCGAUUCCUUGACGGCUAUGACGUAUGAUGACAAACACAAGCUUUUAUUCUUGAUUGCCGAUGGUAUGAUUAUUGGAAGUGGUAAUGAUAGGCCUACACCUCGAAUUUUGCUGGACAUUUUGGGUCAUAAUGAAAACGACGAUCCUGAAGCACUCAUGUUUAAAUCCAUUGGUGAAGGCUCCAAACAACUGAAUUACGGCAAGGUCUAUUCUGGUGUUUAUCAGCAUGAGGGUCAUGUUGUACCUUAUGUGGUUGUUGUCAAGGUCGGUAAAUCCAGUGAAAGAGCCAAACCCGGUAACCGUGGUAAACGUGAUUCUCAAAUUAUUUGCAUGAAUUUCUUGAACAAGGUUCACUUUGACUCUGAAAUGUCACCUUUGGAAUUGGAGAUUUUUUAUCACAUCAAACAUAUUAUUGGUAUUGAUCCUGCGUUCUAUGAAUAUAUAUUGAUGGUCGAUUCGGAUACCGAGGUUUACCCAGAUGCACUCAACCGGCUUAUUUCUUGUAUGUUGCACGAUAGUCGUAUUAUUGGUCUUUGCGGUGAGACAGAAUUAGGUAAUGAAGAUCGAUCGUGGACCACUAUGAUUCAGGUAUACGAAUAUUACAUUUCUCAUCAUCUGGUGAAAUCAUUUGAGUCUUUGUUUGGUUCUGUUACUUGUUUACCUGGUUGUUUCUGUAUGUACCGUAUCCGUACCGCUAACAAACAUCAACCCUUGAUUGUAUCCCCCAAUGUUAUCCAUGCUUACUCGGACAAUCAAGUGGACACACUUCAUAAGAAGAAUUUACUUCACUUGGGCGAGGACCGUUACUUGACCACAUUGAUUAUGAAGAACUUCCCGGAAUACAAGAUGAUGUUCACACCUUAUGCUAAAUGUAGAACCGUGGCACCUGAUGAAUGGCGUGUGUUACUUUCUCAACGUCGACGAUGGAUUAAUUCGACCAUUCAUAAUUUACUUGAGCUGAUAUUAUUGCAGGAAUUGUGUGGGUUCUGCUGUCUCUCUAUGCGAUUUGUAGUUAUGACGGAUUUGAUUGGUACAAUCACUCUUCCUUCUUCCGUUAUUUACCUGAUUUAUUUGAUGUACGAGGUCUUUUCGGGCACAGGACCUGUCCCUACAAUUGCAUUGGGUAUGCUGGCUGGUGCAUAUGGCUUACAGUCAUUGAUCUUUAUUUUUAAACGCCAAUGGCAGCAUAUUGGUUGGAUGGCCAUUUAUAUCCUUGCGAUCCCGAUCUUUAGUUUCUUCAUUCCCAUUUAUGCGUUCUGGCAUUUCGAUGAUUUCUCGUGGGGAAAUACGCGUGUUGUGGUCGGUGAUAAAACAAAGCAAAUUAUCGUGACGGAUGACGAGAAGUUUGAUGAAAAGAUGAUCCCGCUCAAGAAAUGGGCCGUGUACGAGCAAGAGAUGUGGGAGACAAAGACACUAAGAUCCGAAGUGACCUCGACAAACAAGUCUGUUGCCUACUCUUAUGAUGACUCAAAAAAAGCAAGAUCUAUUGCUUCUUCAACUCACCGUCGUCAUCAUCAUCACCAUCGAUAUCAUCAUCAUGAACAAGCUUGCGACACGAAGACUUUGAGAAGUCAUUCGAGUGUAAUAACUAGUAAUACAAACUCCAACAACACAACUAGUAGUAAAUACCAGCUUUUACCUCCUUUAAUUACAAGCUUCUCAGAGGAAGAUACGUUAGGUCAGUUUUCAGUGGAUCUGUCAGCAGUAUUGAGACCAAAAACGGAUGAAAGUAGUCGAUCCACUGCAAAGACACCGGGUGGAUCCGAGUCAAGAACAGUCAUGUUACCUGAAGACGAUGAGAUUGAACGAGAAAUCCAUAGAAUUCUAAUCAGUUCCAACCUGAUGACACUUACAAAGAAGCAAGUACGAGAUCAGUUAUCACUGUUAUUUGGUGUUGAUUUGACGAUAAAGAAAGGCUUCAUUAAUACGUCGAUUGAGCGUCUAUUAGAAAAAGACACACAAUAGAACUAUCAUAGCUCUCCAUUAUUAUUAUUAUUUUAUUUAUUAUUCUUAUUAUUAUACCUACCCAUGUAUUCACUAUUAAAAAAAAAUC